Numida meleagris (helmeted guineafowl) is the source of this 1047-nucleotide messenger RNA. It is a transcript of the gene ARPC5L, whose product is annotated as actin related protein 2/3 complex subunit 5 like. The record is from RefSeq and is a predicted model, not a curated record. Gene Ontology annotation, cellular component: actin cytoskeleton; Arp2/3 protein complex; cytoplasm. Gene Ontology annotation, biological process: Arp2/3 complex-mediated actin nucleation; regulation of actin filament polymerization; cell migration. Lineage: Eukaryota; Metazoa; Chordata; Aves; Galliformes; Numididae. The transcript is spliced from 4 exons. Bases 70 to 522 code for a protein of 150 amino acids. Gene Ontology annotation, molecular function: actin filament binding.
GCGGGCUCCGCGCUUCCGGUUCCGGCGGGGCGGAGCGGCGGUAGCGGUUCCGGUUCCGGCGGCGGCGGCAUGGCGCGGAGCACGCUCUCGUCCCGCUUCCGGCGACUCGACAUCGACCAGUACGACGAGAACCGCUUCGUGGAGGAGCCCGAGGAGGCGGCGGCGGCCGAGACCGACGCGAGCCCCGAGGUGGAGGCGCUGCUGAGGCAGGGCGAAGCGCUGCGCGCACUCCACGCGGCCCUGCGGAGCGCCCCCGCGCAGACGCGCAGCGCGGCCCUGAAGGAGCAGGCACAGGGAACCAUGCUCAGAGUCCUCACGUCUUUUAAAAGCAGUGAAAUUGAACAAGCAGUGAACUCCUUAGACAGAAACGGCAUUGACUUGUUAAUGAAGUAUAUUUAUAAAGGAUUUGAAAAGCCAACAGAAAAUAGCAGUGCAGUAUUACUCCAAUGGCAUGAAAAGGCACUAGCAGUAGGUGGACUAGGUUCCAUAGUAAGAGUUCUUACAGCAAGAAAGACUGUUUAAAGACUACUAACUCGAACCAAGACGACCAUCAGUUUUGGACCCAGAAGAAGGAAUAGCUGAAGUGACGCUGGUCCCUCUUGAUUAGAGAUUACAAUCUACUGAAAUACUACGGAAACCUCCUCUUGGACUGCUUUUAACCUUAAAGGUGGGGAAAGAGUAAAGGUAUUCCUGUAUAUUCUGACUAUCCCAUACAGGAGCCAAGACGUUCUCCUGAUUGCUUCUUUUACGGCAGAGAGAAGGCAAACUCCUGCCUCCUACUACUGAACGUGAGCAGGUAUUUUCAGAUGCUGCUUUAUCAAAGUGUGGUGAUACAAGAUCCUGUCUGUACUGCUUAUUUAAGAGGGAGCUAUGGUCUCAGCAGAUGCAAGAUUCUGACAGCUUAUGAAUGGGAGAAGUGUUUAUUAGAAAGAUGAUUUUCUAUGUAUAUAUAUAUAUAUAUAUGGUCAGAGGACAGCUGGACUAUGGGGUUGGUUUCAUUGUAAAGUGCCUGCUGCAUCAAUAAAGUUCUUGGGUCAUAUAAGUUAA